AUGCUGCAGGCUGUCGUGUUACAUGGCGAUACAAAAUCGCCCAGCUUCGCGAGGCGGGACUCGCUUAACCUCGACGAAUUGGUCACAUGGCACAGAAUCCCCGAAUGCAGUAACUACGCCAUGGCCACGGACAAGAUUGUCAACGAGCGAGUGGACUUGAUCUUUGACAGGCCGGACGCCUUGCCCGGAUGGAGGCUGGUGGUGACGAGCGCUGAGCAGUCACCCUUUCUAGACGCGCACCUUGCCGUCCGGCAUACUAGUUUCGACGGUGAGAGCCGCAAGGUCUUCCACAGGACAUUGCUAGAUCAUCUCAACCAUUCUCUCAAGGACGACCAGCUCUCGCCCCUUUUCUCCAAUGGACACACGCUGGUCUACCCUACCGAUGGCCCUGCAUUCCCGCCGCCCAUGGAAGAAUUUGGAGAUUUUAAGAUCGACCUGGGGUAUGUCCUCUCGACAGCAUGGAAAGAAUUGAAACCAGCGUGUAUGCAAAAGCCGACAGCGACACAGACGUCAUGGGGGCCGUUCAAACCGAACGACUACGGCACGGAACGCAAGAUCGUCCGCGUAGACGCAGUCAACAGUCGGAAGAUUGUCGACGUGUGCCGAUCUCACAAGACCACCAUCACGGGACUCCUCCACGGCAUCAUAUUUGCGUCGCUGCUGUGGGAGUGCAAGUCUGUCGUAGAGUCGCCGUCGUUUGUUGCCUCCAGUGCUGUGAAUCUCCGAAGGUUCAUGCCAAACAAACCACGGACAAUGCCGGACGUGGAGAUGGAUCCACGCAAGACCAUUGUCAACAUGCUCUCCACGGUGGACCACGAAUGGGAUGAAGUGGCUGUGAUGAAGCUGUUGCAGCUGUCGAGACCCCUGGACGAGAUCGCGGAGGAUUGCCGACAUUAUGAGGAUAUCGUAUGGGCGGUGGCCAAGAGCGCACGCGGUGAUAUUGAGAAAAAACUCGACGCAGGCCUCGAAAACGAUGUCAUGAAGCUCAUGUGGCUCGCGCCCGACUGGCGGUCGGAGAAGAAGCGGUCCUGCAAGAAGGCAAGAGUCGAGUCCUGGUGCGUGACCAAUCUGGGUGUGUUUGACGGAAAGAGGGCGGCCACGGAAUCCAGCGGCAAGGCGAAUGACAGCUGGGAGAUUGAUCACGCCGUCUUCACGGCCGUCGUCGACGCGGCGAGGUCUCUGUUCAUGGUCAGCGCCGCGAGCGUCAAGGACGGGGAUUUGUGCAUUGGGGUCGCUUGGCAGAGUGGUUUGGGUGAAUACAUUGACAAGGUGGGAGACCGCCUGACCAGGGAUAUGCACUCUUGGACAAAUCAUCUCGCAACGGGUGCUUGGGAGGAUAACUGGGAACAGCGAGCAUUUGCUUGA
This is a messenger RNA of Emericellopsis cladophorae, 1365 nucleotides long. RefSeq lists its product as uncharacterized. Gene Ontology annotation, molecular function: N-acetyltransferase activity. The record is from RefSeq and is a predicted model, not a curated record. Bases 1 to 1365 code for a protein of 454 amino acids. NCBI's taxonomy places the organism in Eukaryota, Fungi, Ascomycota, Sordariomycetes, Hypocreales, Bionectriaceae. The transcript has a single exon.